AUGGAUUCAAUAUCUCAGUCAUCGGAUCCCCACCGGGUCAAUAGCAACCCAGGCAGCAAGAAGUCCUCUCGACAGGACCGCAGUCAACGCCCCCAGAGAAACGUGAACCCUUUACAAGAUGGGAUCCGGCAGUUCGUGGAGAAUCACGUCCCAGCAUCACUGCUCUCGGAACUCAACCUAUCACUUGAUACACUCACGUCAAAUCUCCCGAAACGGUUCACCAUCUACGAACCCCUGCUACUUCUGCCUGCAAAUGCAUUUAGCGCACCACCGUCAUGGGGCGCACUCUACACGAACCUGAAUGCAGAGCAGCGGAAAGAACUAUACGCAUCGAUUGCAAAGGCAUCCAACCGGAAAGGCGUGACCCACAUUGCCGUCAAUGCCCCCAUCUCUCUAUCAAAUGCCCAGGGCCAAGAGAACCGGAUGCGAAGCCCCGUGGGACUCAUCCCGCUAUACGGCGACUUUGGACCUGGUUUCAUGGCUUCGAAACUGGGUGACGAGAGCGCACAGCCAAGCGCCGAAGAUCUCGAAGCUGCGUUCUGGGUGCGCACGUCGCAGAACCAAGGGAUUACUCAGAUCUGGGCUCCCUUGUAUACCAUGUUCUCUCGCGGCAAUGUCACUGAAAAGGCGCGUAUUUUGGGCCAGGGUCCGUCUGGACAUAUCUUUGAGGGAUUGAAUGAGCAAUCCCUGCAUGGCCACACGAUGGCCAAUAUCAGUGUCGUGGAUUUGUAUGCUGGGAUUGGCUACUUUGUAUUUUCGUACCUCCGACGAGGCGUCAAGCGCGUGUGGGGGUGGGAAUUGAAUGGCUGGUCUGUUGAGGGUCUUCGCCGUGGAUGCGUGGCGAAUAGAUGGGGCUACCGAGUCGUCAAGGUGUUGGACGACGGAGAAAUUGAUGGAGGUGUACAAGGCCUCGUGGACGGCCUGACGGACCUGGAUCGGGUGGUGAUAUUUUACGGGGAUAACCGGUUCGCAGCUGAUAUCCUUGCAAAGAUCCGGUCUUUGAUGGAGACACAAGAAACAUGGAAUCCUGUCCGCCAUGUCAACCUGGGCCUCUUGCCUUCAUCGCAACCGUCUUGGGACAAUGCGUGCCGGAUGCUCGAUCUACAAUCAGGGGGCUGGCUCCAUGUUCACGAGAACGUGGACAUUCGUGAGAUCGACCAGAAGAAACGGGAUAUUGUGGAAGAAAUUUCCCGGCUUCGAACUCGGGUUGCCGGGGAGCAAGCGGCUCUAUAUGAGCCUGUUGCUCAUUGUUGCCAUGUGGAGCAUGUCAAAACGUAUGCCCCGGGGGUCAUGCACUGUGUCUUUGACAUCCGAGUAUCCGACAAAAAGAAUAUUUGA
Messenger RNA from Penicillium alfredii, 1338 nucleotides. RefSeq names its product tRNA(Phe) (4-demethylwyosine(37)-C(7)) aminocarboxypropyltransferase. The coding region runs from base 1 to 1338 and encodes 445 amino acids. Gene Ontology annotation, molecular function: S-adenosylmethionine-dependent methyltransferase activity; tRNA methyltransferase activity. Gene Ontology annotation, biological process: wybutosine biosynthetic process; tRNA methylation. Lineage: Eukaryota; Fungi; Ascomycota; Eurotiomycetes; Eurotiales; Aspergillaceae. The transcript has a single exon. Gene Ontology annotation, cellular component: cytoplasm. The record is from RefSeq and is a predicted model, not a curated record.